ACAAACACAUCCUGGUUACAAAGAUGAUGACCUGGUCUGACGGUCAGGCUUACUGCAGGUCCAUGUACACCGACCUGAGCAGCAUCAGGAAUCAGGAGGACAUCCAGCAGAUCCUCAGUCUGGUGCAGAAUGACACUGAUUCUCUGACAAGUCGGGAAAGCAGUCAGGAAAGCGGUCAGGACGGCGGUCAGGACGGCGGUCAGGACAGCGGUCAGGACAGCCGUCAGGACAGCGGUCAGGACAGCGGUCAGGACAGCGGUCAGGACAGCGGUGAGAACAGGGUUGAGAUCAACAAAAAGGACAUCAAUGAUGGCGGGGGUGGUGGCACUAACAGAAACACAAUCGAACCCGCCAUGUGGAUCGGUUUGCACAGAUACUUCUGGAUUUGGUCCGACGGGACCGAGGCCUCCUUCACGCAGUGGGGGGCUUUUCAGUCUGAUGAUGUUUUUGCAGACUGUGGGAAGGUAGACUCGACAGCUAACUGGUUCCGUGCCGUCUGCAGUGAGAAACACUUCUUCCUCUGCCAAUCAGUUCAAAGACUGUCAGUGGUGAGGACGGUGAAGGUCCGGCUUAGCGGAGGAUCUGCAGACCUGAACGACCCGACGCUGCAGAGCUCCAUCCUGCAGCAGCUGAAGCAGAGACUGGAGGAGGCAGGGAUCAGAGAGGAGAUGAAGCUGCGAUGGAGGACGCAGCCUGAUGGGAAGGUUUUCCACCGAGAGGAGGAGGAGAAGGAGAAAGCGCCUCCUGCUGGCCAGGAGGAUGAAACAGUCUGUGAACAUUUAGUUUGGAAACCAGGGAUGAAAUGAAGAUCUGUUACUGGUUUUACUGGCUAACAUCCAACACCAUUUAUGAUUUAUGAUUCAGUUUGUGAUGGUGUUUCCUACAGAUUUGUGUCAAAGAAAAGUGUGUUUUUGAUUAAAGAUAGUUUCUUCUUCUUCAUGUUUGAACUGUGUAAUCUGUAGUGUUCCUGUUCUGUUACAGCAGCAGAAGUGUUGUUUAGAAAGAGGGAAAAAUUAACAUUCAAUUCAAUCAACAUUAUUACUAAUACAUUAAUCUUACAUACAAUCCUUACAUAGCCUCCAGCUAAAACCGUGACCUCAUCAUGGCGUUGACACUAAAAGGGUCUAUUUCAUUCUGUAAAGUCUCUGAAACACAAACUGUUAUCUUUUGUUUUUCGGUGUUUUCUAACAAAUAAUUCACACAUUUGUUGGUUCAUUAUAUCAAAAGUGAAGAUGAGUUUAUUCACAAAGAGAACAUAAAUAUUAAACAGUUUCAUCAGAACGGAGAUGAUUAAAACAUUCAGACUGAAUAUAGAAGUCAGGUGUUAUUAUCAGAACAGUUUCAUUAGUGAGAUGAACAUAAAAUAAAAAUGUAAAAUAGUUUUAAAGGCUGAAGUGACUCCAGAGACCA
This is a messenger RNA of Sebastes umbrosus (honeycomb rockfish), 1410 nucleotides long. RefSeq lists its product as uncharacterized. Lineage: Eukaryota; Metazoa; Chordata; Actinopteri; Perciformes; Sebastidae. The transcript has 3 exons. The coding region runs from base 24 to 806 and encodes 260 amino acids. The record is from RefSeq and is a predicted model, not a curated record.